Messenger RNA from Nipponia nippon (crested ibis), 696 nucleotides. The record is from RefSeq and is a predicted model, not a curated record. Lineage: Eukaryota; Metazoa; Chordata; Aves; Pelecaniformes; Threskiornithidae.
AUGAAGCUAAAUGGAAACGAGGGAAGACCUUUCUCUAUUCUGUUCAGAGGUUGCAGUUUCUUGGCACCAUAUGAAGCUGGAGUGUCAGCUGCUUUGCAGGAAUUGUCACCUGAAAUACUGAAAUCUGCAUCCAGGAUCUAUGGGGCAUCUUCAGGAUCUGUUAUAGCUACACUUACAUUGUGUGAGUCUGGUAUAGGAAAAAUCUUUCAAGACACAAAGGAUUUAUUAAACAAGCAUCUGCCUACAAACGCCCACGAGCUGGUAUCUGGAAAGCUGCACGUUAUCCUCACCCGUGUGCGCGACUGGAGAAACGUGGUGGUUUCGGAGUUUGCCUCGAGGGAGGAGCUCAUUCAGGCCCUGUUGUGCAGCUGCUUUGUCCCUCUCUGUUUUGGAUUUUUACCUCCUACGUACCGUGGGGUGUGGUACAUUGAUGGGGAACUCGCCAUGUGGCGGGCCAACUUUGUGUCCCGGACCACAAUCACCAUAUCUCCUUUCGCCGGCGAAUACGACAUCUGUCCCAGAGAUGGCUCAGCUGCCUUCUUCACUUUACAACUCUCUGAUUGUUCUGGACCAGUUUUAUACCUGUGGCUACCAGGACACAGUCGCCUUCUUAAAAAGGCUGACUGCAAAUUCAGAGGGGUCCAAGUGUGCGCCUACCUCCACUGUCAGGAGAAGCAGGCCUCCAAGGAUGUAUGA